AAACAUAACAACUCUCUGCCCUAAAACUCUUCACCAUCUCCCUUAAAAAUCUUCACCAUCUCCCUCACCUCUCACAAUUCUGAGCGGCCUCGGUACCGGUAUCAAAUGGCGGCAAGAGGGUUGUGCGUCAGCUUAGCAGCAAUCCUCGUCGCCAUGCUAUGGAUGGGUGCAUCAGCUCAAUCGAGCAGCUGCACGUCUGCUCUCGUUAACCUGUCUCCCUGCCUGAACUACAUAACCGGCAAUGAGUCGACACCAUCAAGCUCUUGCUGCUCGCAGCUUGCCUCCGUAGUCCAGUCAGAACCACAGUGCUUGUGCACCGUCCUCAAUGGUGGAGCUUCAUCACUUGGGAUCACCAUCAACCAGACUCAGGCUCUAGCCCUUCCCGGUGCUUGCAAAGUUCAAACUCCACCAGUUAGCCAGUGCAGUGCUAAUGGCGGACCGGCUGGCUCCCCAACUUCACCAACCAUUCCUUCAGGUGGUGGAUCAAAGAAUGUUCCAACAACAGGCACUGAUUUUUCAGAUGCAGCUAUUGUCAAAAUACCAGUUUCUAUCAUGCUUUCCCUUCUCUUUACUGCAGCAUAUUUUUCCACAUCUUACACCAUUUUCUAAGAUGUUCUGCUACUCUGUAGACUCGGGAGCUCUGUUUUCCCAUAGAUUAUAGGCAUGGAUGGCAUAUGAUGUAUCGUUGAUACCCGAUUAUUUUGUUCUGUUUUUGUGAUUAAUAUGUACCCUUUUGGGGAUUAUUUGAGUUUGCACUACAUAAUAAAAAAAGAGAUUUCUGUAUC
Messenger RNA from Elaeis guineensis (African oil palm), 785 nucleotides. Its product is annotated as non-specific lipid transfer protein GPI-anchored 15. Gene Ontology annotation, molecular function: lipid binding. Gene Ontology annotation, biological process: lipid transport. Lineage: Eukaryota; Viridiplantae; Streptophyta; Magnoliopsida; Arecales; Arecaceae. The record is from RefSeq and is a predicted model, not a curated record.